GUGGAUUCUGUGAGAAAAUUUGUUUACUAAAGCACACAACAUUUUGUUUUGUUUUCCCAGUGUUGUGGAGAAGUAAAUUACAUGUAAUUUAAUGUUUCAUAUUGAAAAGCUUUGCCGUUGUUCACCUUCUCCCACUCUAAAUGAAUUGAUAGCUUGCAAAGUUAUGUUAUAAAGAUACUCCCUCAACACUGUCCUUUAUUUUCAUAACUGUUACUUCAUCAAGCGUUACAACUGCAGAAGAAUGAUACCAGUUUGUAUGUUUGUUCUUUAGCACCAUCUACAGAUCAGUCAGUGAAAAUAACUAUGGGUGCCUUAUGGAGCAUUCAAGUGGACCCCCCACCACCCAGACCCCCAAGACUAUCAGUUGGAUUCACAGUAACACAGGCUGUCUGCAUACUGGCACGAGUCGCCUUUGGUGCUGUGUAUUUCAAGGACUGCCCUGAGCAACCUAACAUUCCCAACUACCUGUUAGGGCUGGCUUUGGCACAGCUGCUGAUGAUACCAUUUGUGACCCUCCCGUGUGAGAGCCAUGCAGCUCAGUCACAGGAGCAGCCCAAAGGAUUCAAAGCCUGUCUGCAGUGUUUAAUAGGCCUGUUUCUUUUCCCAUGGAUCCUGGCAGGUGACGUGUGGGUCUUCUCAGUUUAUCAGCCCAACUAUGAUCCUGCAGCUGCUGACGGUGUUUACUGUGAUAAGACUCUGUACACAUUUGCUUUCUGGAACGCUGUCUGGGAGACUUUUGCAAUUUUUGUCCUCCUGGCCCGUCUCUGCAAAGGACUGGUGUUCUGUGUGACGAUGAGUCCUGCACCAGCAAACAGAAACCUUUAUGGGAAUGUAUGA
Molecule: messenger RNA, 837 nt
Organism: Epinephelus lanceolatus (giant grouper)
Lineage: Eukaryota; Metazoa; Chordata; Actinopteri; Perciformes; Serranidae
Product: transmembrane protein 272-like
Source: RefSeq, a predicted model, not a curated record